Archocentrus centrarchus (flier cichlid) is the source of this 3678-nucleotide messenger RNA. RefSeq names its product zinc finger protein 598 (gene znf598). Lineage: Eukaryota; Metazoa; Chordata; Actinopteri; Cichliformes; Cichlidae. The record is from RefSeq and is a predicted model, not a curated record. Gene Ontology annotation, molecular function: ribosome binding; ubiquitin protein ligase activity. Bases 100 to 2892 code for a protein of 930 amino acids. The transcript is spliced from 12 exons. Gene Ontology annotation, biological process: rescue of stalled cytosolic ribosome; protein ubiquitination.
UUACGUGACGCGGCAGUAGACUUUCGUAAUUACGUAAGCACUUCAGCUCGGUGGCUCUCCGAAAUAACUAUUAAGCUUGACUUGUGCCUUUUCACUAAGAUGGACUUAACAACAAUAAAAGACGCGGAGAAGAACUGUGUUCUGUGCUGCCAAGAGGUCGAGAUCUUCGCCUUGGGAAAAUGCGACCAUCCUGUUUGUUACCGCUGCUCCACCAAGAUGAGGGUGCUGUGCGAUCAGAAGUACUGCGCCGUUUGCCGGGAGGAGCUCGACAAGGUGGUGUUUGUGAAAAAACUGGAGCCCUUUCAGUCUCUGCCCUAUCAGGAGUUCCCUAGUGAGAAAAAGUAUGACAUCUAUUUCGGUGAUGGGAAGAUCUAUGCCCAGUACAGGCAUCUGCUGUUGCCCGAGUGUCUCCGCUGCUCAGAGCCUAAGGUUUUCUCCAAGUUUGAGGAGCUUGAGCACCACAUGAGGAAGCAGCAUGAGCUUUUCUGCUGCAAGCUCUGCACAAAGCAUCUCAAGAUCUUCUCCCAUGAGCGGAAGUGGUAUAAUCGUAAGGAGUUGGCACGUCACAGAACACACGGCGACCCAGAUGACACCAGUCACAGAGGUCACCCCCUCUGUAAGUUCUGCGAUGACCGUUACCUUGAUAAUGACGAGCUGCUGAAACACCUGCGGAGGGACCACUACUUCUGCCACUUUUGUGAUGCAGACGGUUCUCAGGAGUACUACAGUGAUUACCAGUAUCUAAGUGAGCACUUCAGAGAAUGCCACUAUCUGUGCGAGGAAGGUCGCUGCGCCACGGAACAGUUCACUCACGCGUUCCGCUCCGAGAUUGACUACAAGGCCCACAAGGCUGCGGCACACAGCAAGAAUCGAGCAGAGGCUCGACAGAACCGCCACAUCGACCUGCAGUUUAACUACGCCCCGAGACAACAGAGGAGAAAUGAAGGAAUGGUGACAGGCGAGGACUACGAUGAGGUGCGGCACAGUCGAGGAGGAAGAGGAAGGCCUCAUGGGGGACAAAAAAGCUGGAGGUACUCAAGAGAUGAUGAGGACAGGCAGGUGGAAGCUGCUUUGAGGGCAUCCAUUGCAAUGCGUAGACAAGAAGAGAGAGCAGCAGUGCAGGAGAGGAGCGCUCCCAAACACUGCAGAGAGGAGAGGGUUGAGAGACCAGAACCAGAAGAGCUCAGACACCCGAAUGGACGUGCCAAACCAGCAAGCAAACCUCCGGUAAAAACAAUGAAGAGCACUAAUCCAGGGGAUGAAGAAGAUGACUUCCCAGCUUUGGGAGCCACAGCUGCUGCUCCCAUUGUAAAGUCAGCUCCUGUGGUGACUACAGCAUCCCACGCAGCUCUAAAGGAGGAUGACUUCCCCAGCCUCUUGACUACCACGGUUGCAUCUGUCAUGACUCCAGCUUAUUCUGCACAACCUAAAAAGGCUUCAUCUUUUCAAGAAGAGGAUUUCCCUGCUCUUGUCUCCAAAAUCCGGCCCCCCAAACCUGCAGCUGGUACUACCUCUGCUUGGUCCAACCACACAUCUGCAGCUAAACCCAUCACUCAUCCUCCUCCAUCUUCCAGACCUCCCCCACCCCUCUCAUCUUCAUCCUCUGGCCCUCAGCUCCUCUCUUCCUCAUCCUCCUCAUCUUCACGGAGGAAAAAGAAAGUUGGAGAGAAUGGGAAAGCAUCAUCAAAUUACUCCCCUAUUCAUUCUGAUGAUGAGAGCGGAGGAAUGACGCAGCAGGAGUUGCGCUCAGUGCCCACCAUGCUGGAUAUCUCCUCUCUGCUCACCGUUAAAGCAGGCAGCGGCAAAUCCUCAAACUCGGCUGUGACCUCGACAUCAAAUCCAACCUCGAGCGCUUCAAAUCCAACCCCCAGUACUGAUCUCCCAACCCCAAAAGCCAACAAGAAGAAAAAACAGAAGAACACGGCUGCUCCCUCUACAUCUGGGUCUACAACAUCAGACCUGGCAACAACUGUAAAUCCAGUCUCAGUGGAAACUGCAGCACAAAAGGAAAAUGUCCCUGAGAACAAACCGCUUUCAAAUGCUGUGACAGCAGCACUUACAAGCGGGCUGGCUAAUGGCUACACUGAGCGAUCACCACCCACUAGCAAAGAUGCCACUGUGGUAACAGCUCAUCCCAACACGGACCCUGCUGAUGAACAAGAGGAGGAGUUCCCUGCCCUCAUGACCAAAAAACCACCACCAGGCUUCAAGACCUCUUUCCCAAUGAAAGCCUCCACUCCGCCCCCAUCCUCUACAGUACCCCUGCCUCCACCUGGUCUGGGAAUGUCAGCCCCUAAACCUCCCCCAGGGUUCACAGGGAUCCCCCUCAACAGCAAUGUGGUGGAGUCUACACCCCCAGUGGUCAACAUGCCCCCUAAAGUGGAGAGCAGUGGUUACCUGGUGCCAGAGGAUUUCCGUGAGAGGAACCUGGAGCUGAUCCAGUCCAUUAGAAAGUACCUCAACAAUGAUGAAUCAAAGUUCAACCAGUUCAAAAACUACUCUGCCCAGUUCAGACAGGGUGUGAUAUCAGCAGCCCAGUACCACCACAGCUGUAAGGACCUGCUCGGGGACGGCUUUAACCGCAUCUUCAAUGAGCUACUUGUGCUCUUGCCAGACACUGGAAAGCAGCAGGAGCUCCUGACUGCCCACGGAGACUGUAAGGCACUGGAGAAGCAGCAUGGGGCUGGAGGAGGAAAGAAAAAUAAAAACAAGAAGAAUGCCUGGCAGACGCCUGCUGCAGUGGCUAAUGUAGCGGCUGAGCUGGACUGCCGGGUGUGCCCCACUUGCAGACAGGUGCUGGCCCCCAAAGACUUCAACUCCCACAAGACGCUGCACAUGACAGAGAGUGAGGAGUUUCCCUCCUUGCAGUCGAUAAGCCGUAUCAUCAGCUAGCCCCUCUCACUCUUCCUCUGAUCUGUUUGCCAUUGUGGGGCGACUUCAGUUCUGCAGUUCUGAUGGAGCCCUGCAGCAGCCAGUGUGGGAAAGCAGCAUUGUGUUUCCUCUGAGAGGAGUCAAAGGCCUAGUGUAGCAAAGGAAGAUGAUUUAUGGUAUUUUCACUUUGACGGGGAUUAUAUUGAUAGGUUUGUGUGAUUGGUUUACAGUUCAGGCAUACUGGGUUGCCACAUCUUAAAUCUUCUUUUAGCUCUCAUCGUUUGAGGACGUCCCCAGCUGGCACUGGCACUGGUAACGUCUAAUCUGAACUCUAAAUUUAUUUAAUGAAAUGGAGAGACAAGCCAAGGCUUUACUUGAAGAAUGCAAUGCUCCCUAAUGCCGAAAUUAUAUUGAUUUUCAUUUUUACCUUGCUUUGGCAAGUUGAUAAAGUCUGCAUGAGUCUCCAGCUGUGCUGCUUGGUUAAAUAGGAAAAUGUUCAGUUUAAAUAUUAAGCUCUAUAUUUAUAGCUGUUUAAUUGCUUUUAAUUGUUCAUUGCUCUAUGCAGGCCUGUUAACAGUGUCAGUGAAUGGACUGUCAUCAUUCAGGAGGGUGUGUCAGGAAGUGAGCUGCUUCAGAAAUGACAACAAAUCGUGGUUCACCAGUUGAAUGUUUUUCAAUAAACAUAAUUCUCUUUUAUUCCGUUUGCACAACUCACCAGUAGAUUUGAUAUUUUUGUUUAUAGAUGAUAAAACGAGGCCAAUGAUGUUGCACAAGGUUUCAAGUGGAAAUUAAAGAACUGAACAAUGA